Molecule: messenger RNA, 570 nt
Organism: Penicillium concentricum
Lineage: Eukaryota; Fungi; Ascomycota; Eurotiomycetes; Eurotiales; Aspergillaceae
Exons: 2
Coding region: 1-570 (189 amino acids)
Source: RefSeq, a predicted model, not a curated record
AUGAAAAGAUAUCAACAACACACCCACGCAAGCUGGCACCACGCCUACGCAGAUAAAGAUUGCCCCUGGUGCAAAACCCCUCACCGGGCAGAAAGCACAACACCUCACCGAAACCGCAAACAAUCCGCAAAGGGCUCAGACAAUGGCAGAACCAGCAGAGCAAUUGCUACAUCGACACCAGUCGGACGUCGGAUAGAGCAGGGCUCUCACGUCCCUAUCGAAGAUGAGGCCAUCGGUACCCCGCUCCCACAGACUCCAGAUUCAGCUCCGUACGCGAAUGAAGAUACACCAGGGCAGGAAUCAGAUUCAAAUUACCCGCUGUAUAAGGGCCGCACUUCCAGGCCGGAUGGAUUGAAUAAUGCGUUCGCGUCAGAUACACCGCGUCCGCCGCUUCCCGAGGAGUGGACGAAGGAGAUUGAGGAUCGGGAACAUGGUGCUGCGGAAUGGACCCCGCCGGCUGCGGAAGAUUGGCGCUCUGGGCUAGAUACGUCUGGGGAGUUUCGAAUGCCCGGUGCUGACAAGAUUGAGUCUCCGGAGCUGAGUGUGAGGGAGUUGGAGAAGACUGAUUGA